This is a messenger RNA of Drosophila guanche, 2794 nucleotides long. RefSeq names its product transducin beta-like protein 3. The transcript has 2 exons. Gene Ontology annotation, molecular function: U3 snoRNA binding; protein binding. Gene Ontology annotation, cellular component: small-subunit processome; nucleolus; 90S preribosome. Lineage: Eukaryota; Metazoa; Arthropoda; Insecta; Diptera; Drosophilidae. The record is from RefSeq and is a predicted model, not a curated record. The coding region runs from base 58 to 2421 and encodes 787 amino acids. Gene Ontology annotation, biological process: endonucleolytic cleavage to generate mature 5'-end of SSU-rRNA from (SSU-rRNA, 5.8S rRNA, LSU-rRNA); endonucleolytic cleavage in 5'-ETS of tricistronic rRNA transcript (SSU-rRNA, 5.8S rRNA, LSU-rRNA).
UAUAGUGGUCACACUGCUUAUUGCGCACGCGGUUUUAUUUAUAAACAACUAAAAACCAUGCUUGCGAAUAUUUGUGAAAAAAGCUACGCGGCGGAGGCCCAGUACACAAACUUCUAUGGCGGCGGCGACAUUGCGUGGAGCUCGGAUGGCCAGCACUUUUAUUGCCUGAGCGGUGCCGCUGUCAACCAAGUCGACGUCCAGACCUCGCAAAUCUUGCAGAGCUUUGGAGUAAGCUCCGCGACAGUGGAGAAGAAGAAGCCGACCAACUUGGACGACAUCGAUGUGGAGGAGGAUGCGAUAACCUGCUUUGCGCUGUCGCACGAGCAUUUGGUAACUGCCCAUCGCAGUGGACUGUUGCGUCUGUGGCUACUGAGCACCUGCAAGCUGGUGAAGCUGUGGAAGGCGCAACACAAGGGUCCAGUCAUCAAAAUCGAGUUUAGUCCAUGCGGAAGGCUUGUGUGCACCAGCGGUGGAGCAGAUGCUACUCUAAGACUGUGGGAUUUCGCCAACAACAGCUGCCUGUGCGCCCUGAAGGACUUUCCUGGUCCAUGCUGGCUCCUGCGCUUCCAUCCAAAUGUCUUGCGAAAGGAGAUCUAUGCUGUGGGCUCGGAUAACACCAUUUACUGCUGGAACUAUCAGUCCAAGGCGCUGCUGCACAAAAUGCGAGGCCAUCUCUCGCAGGUGACCGGCCUUAGCUUUAAGAGCAACGAUGCUGAAUGCAAUAAGUUGGCUACUGUGAGUCGCGAUAAAGUGUUGAUCGUCUGGGAGCUGGAAGAUCAGGUGGAAGGAAAACAGUUGAAGGUGCUGCCGUUGUUCGAUGAGCUGGAAGGUGUCGUCUACGCAAACGAGGGCCGGGAGAUAGUUGUGGCCAGCCGAACAGGAAAUCUGCUGCAGGUUGAUGCCGAAUCCUGGAAGAUAAAGAACCUAUUGUCACAGUCGGACUUCCAAAUCAAUCGACUGCUACAUUGCAACGACCUCAAGCAAUUGGCUCUGGUAACCACCGAACAGAAUAUAAUCAUCUAUGAUGCCUCCAGCAUAGAACCCGUUAAGCACUUGGUCGGCUACAACGAUGAGAUCUUGGACAUGUGCUUCUUGGGAGACAACGACCGCUACUUGGCUGUGGCCACCAACAGCAAACACUUUAAGCUGUACGAUACGGAGAACGAUAUGAACUGCAAGCUGAUUGUCGGCCAUUCGGACACGGUCAUGGCUCUGGCAGGCUCGCACAAUCUGCUCAUAUCGGUGGGCAAGGAUUGCAGCAUUCGAUUGUGGAAGCUGGAGCAUGAAAAGCCCUGCUCCUUGGAAGCUCUAACGCAGCAGACCAACUGUCAUACCUCCACGAUCGGCUGUGUGGCCAUGACGCACAAUGGAGCGGCGGGUUUUGCCUCUGUGUGCCAGGACGGCAGCAUGAAGGUGUGGAACUUGAGCAGGGACAAACAGGAGCGCAACUCGUACACCUUUAAUCUGCGAUAUUCAGCUCUCGCCCAUGACAAGGAGGUCAAUUGUGUUGCCUAUGCCGUGAACAACAAAAUCUUGGCCACCGCUUCGCAGGACAAGACGGCCAAGCUGUGGAUGGCAGACUCCAAUUCGUUGCUGGGAGUGCUACGUGGCCACACCCGCGGCGUGUGGAGUGUGCGUUUCUCUCCCGUCGAUCAGGUUGUGCUCACAUCCUCCUCGGACUGCACGCUGCGUCUUUGGUCGAUCAGCAACUUUACGUGCAUUAAACGCUUCGAUCAGGAGUGCACAAUCCUGAGAGCAGAAUUCCUGGACCACGGCAAGUUUAUCGUCUCUGCAGCCUCCGAUGGCCUGCUUAAGCUUUGGAACAUCAAGACCAACACAUGUCUGCAGUCCCUCGAUGAGCACACGGAUCGUGUCUGGGCUUUGGCAGUCUCAGGCAGAAGUAAUCGCUUCUUCUACACGGGUGGCGCGGACUCCAAGCUGAUACGCUUUGGCGACGUAACGCAGGCAACGCGCAACGAGGCACUCGAUCAGCGUCAGGAGACUCUGGAGCAGGAGCAGACCUUACACUCGCUCCUCCAUGCACAGAAGCAGCUGCACAAGGCCUUUGUGCUAGCCCUGAACCUGAACAAGCCAAAAACCACCUUCGACAUAAUUGUUCACUUUGUGCGAGAGCGCGAUGAAGCCGGUCUGCGUCAGCUGGUGGAUCAACUGAAUGUGGAUCAGCGCGUGGCGCUGCUGCAGCACGUUAAGGCAUGGACCACAAACUCGCGCAACUCGCACGCUGCCAAUGUCAUCCUAAAGCAUCUAAUUGGAGAUGCUCUGCUGGACCCCAAGGCACGUUUCUACAACAACGGCAACAUGGUGGAGGUGCUCACACCCUACGUUCAGAGGCAUUUCAAAAGGAUCACCGAAAUGAACAAGGAGCUGGCCUUUCUGGAAUUCAUUGUCAAGUGCAUGUAGAUCACGGGCUAGAGGCAGAUUAUAUUCUAAAAUGAAAAUAAUUGUAUAAAACAAACAGAGUCCCAAACUAUUUUUCCUGCUCUGCAAAUCGUUUGCUACAUUCUAGAGAAAUUUCGUAUGAUGCACAUAAGUUAGUUCGGUAAUUAAUUAUAAGCAAAACUAUAUUUGUUUAACAUUUAUUUCAAUAUAGUUAUUAACAUUUAUAACCACUUACGUAUGUAUUGGAGGAGAGGAAUUUUGACAUUUCAAUCUAUAAAAAUUGUACAAAUUUCAUUUAAACGAAACUAAAAGUGUGUGUGACGAGACGAGACACCUGGAGCGCCUUGGAGGGCUCCCUAACUAUAGUUCCUCAGAUACAGAUACACUGAACACA